CUCGAAGCAUAGAGACCUGAACUGUAUUACGUCCAUUUGAAAGUCAUUCUGUUGAAAUCAUGAAGAUCUUCUUAUUCAUAUUUGUCAUCAUCGCUGCUCUACUAUCAUCGACAUCAGGCAAGAGUCAAAAUCAAUUCUACUGUGGGAGAAAAUUAGCUAACGCCCUUGCGUACUUGUGUCCUGCUGGAAUGUUGGGUAAGAGAGCAGAAUAUAACACCAUAGAAGCAUUCAACGAUUUCGAUUGGCCGUGGAUGUCAAGAGCUAAGGCUCUGGAAGGUUCGAGAGGCAAGAGGACAGGUCCUGGAGUUAUUUCGGAGUGUUGCGACCAACCUUGUAGUUUGAACGAACUGUUGUCGUACUGCUAAAUUGCUAAUGCUUCAUUGCCGUGAACACGUUCUUGUUUAGAAAUAAAUGUAGUUCAAUUGAAAUGUUUUUCUAGUCGAACAUUUUGUUACGUAUUAUUUUGAUUAUGAGUAUGGUGACCUGUUUUAUUAUAUUUAAAUAUAUUUUUAAGAAUUGAAAAAUGCUGUGUUGUUAAUAUCAAAAACUUACAUAGUGCAGUAAAAAUUCUGCCUCGGACGAUUUGUUUGAGAAUAUUGAUGCUUAUUAUUUUAAUAUUUUCUGGUAAAACGGUUUUUAUUCUCUAUCAAUUAUUUUAUUGAACAAUUAAUAAUAAGUAGAAUUUAUAAGUAUCAAAAGAUUCAUUGCCGACAAACAGUCACGGGUAUAGUGAAAGGAAGGACUAAAUAUUAU
Messenger RNA from Diatraea saccharalis (sugarcane borer), 753 nucleotides. Lineage: Eukaryota; Metazoa; Arthropoda; Insecta; Lepidoptera; Crambidae. The record is from the annotation of a GenBank genome assembly.